This is a messenger RNA of Aphanomyces astaci, 509 nucleotides long. RefSeq lists its product as hypothetical. NCBI's taxonomy places the organism in Eukaryota, Oomycota, Saprolegniomycetes, Saprolegniales, Verrucalvaceae. Gene Ontology annotation, molecular function: nucleoside diphosphate kinase activity. The record is from RefSeq and is a predicted model, not a curated record. Gene Ontology annotation, biological process: CTP biosynthetic process; GTP biosynthetic process; UTP biosynthetic process. The transcript has a single exon. Bases 21 to 473 code for a protein of 150 amino acids.
AUCUUCCUUCACCUUUCAACAUGGCCGAACGCACGUACAUCAUGAUCAAGCCGGACGGCGUCCAGCGCAACCUCGUGGGUGAAAUCAUCAAGCGCUUCGAGCAGAAGGGAUUCCAGUUGGUUGCCCUCAAGCUGACCCAACCCGGCAAGGCCCACUUGGAAGCGCACUACGCCGACUUGUCCAGCAAGGGCUUCUUCAACGGGUUGAUUGAGUACAUGAACUCGGGCCCCGUGAUCGCCAUGGUGUGGCAAGGGUUCAACGUGGUCAAGGAAGGCCGCAAGAUGCUCGGCGCCACCAAGCCCUCCGACUCGGCCCCCGGCACCAUCCGCGGCGACUACGCCGUCGAAGUCGGCCGCAACAUCUGCCACGGCUCCGACUCGGUGGAAUCCGCCAACCACGAAAUCGCGUUGUGGUUCCCUGAAGGCAUCACCGAAUGGAACGCCACCCGCAACACGUGGGUGUACGAAAACUAAGUAUCAAAAUCCACACGUUUGACACGAUGUCCCUCA